Molecule: messenger RNA, 1117 nt
Organism: Episyrphus balteatus (marmalade hoverfly)
Lineage: Eukaryota; Metazoa; Arthropoda; Insecta; Diptera; Syrphidae
Product: TIP41-like protein
Exons: 6
Coding region: 169-981 (270 amino acids)
Biological process (GO): TOR signaling
Cellular component (GO): cytosol
Source: RefSeq, a predicted model, not a curated record
UUGUUUAGAAUAAUAAAUAUUCGGAUUCGGAUACAUUUCUUCCUAUUUCUAAUUUUUGCAAACAAAAUAAAAAUAAAUAAAUUAAACGCUAUAAUUAUAUAUACAUAAAUACAAAAUUUACUGUUAUAAUUUCAAAUUACAAAACAAGUUUUAUAUCUUUAAAUUGAAAUGGAAGAUGAGAUAGUUUCUUGUCUACCAAAAAAUAGUGAAACCAUCGAUUUCCAAGGCUGGAAUAUUUCCUAUGAAAAAUCUCAUAUUUUAAAAAGUGUUUGUACCAAUGGCAAAGAGAAUUGUCCAGAAAAUAGUCCAAAUUGUUGUGAAUUAUGCACCUAUCGUUAUGCUCUGGAGUUGCCUCAUCUACCAGAUAUGGUAUUCCAUAAAAAUAGAUUAACAUUAAUUCAUUCAAAUGGAGCUCAAUUAGAUUUUAAGCCAAUGGAUGCUCUUCAUUUGGUUGAAAAUGGAAAGCAACCUUUGCAAGUGGCUUGUGCUGAAGAAUGGCAAGAAAGCAGGUCUGGUCAUUUGUUGGAAGAAAAAUUCAAACCAUUCGAUUGGACAUUCUCAACCAAUUACCAAGGAACAAUGAACGAUAAGAUACGUAUUGAGGAGACUGACUUAAAACUGAAUAUAUUCAAGUUGAUGCAAAAGGAGAAGAUACUUUUUUAUCAUGAGCUAACAUUGUUUGAAGAUGAAUUGCAUGAUAAUGGGAUAUCAUCGUGUUCGGUGAAAAUUCGCGUCAUGCCAUCUGGAUUUUUUAUACUCCUACGUUAUUUCCUGCGUGUGGACAAUGUAAUGCUCAAAAUAAACGAUACUCGUUACCAUUACGAAAUCGAGAAUGAUUUUAUUUUGAAAGAGUACACCGCCAGAGAAGCGAAAUAUGAUGAACUUAAAACCGUUCCUCCUGCUUUAUUUACUUUACCCCAUGAAAUCGAAAAGUUUCUACCCAUCAAGACAAAACAAACGUUCAAAUUAAUUUUUAAGUAAAAAUCUCUAAAGCCACCCCAUCGCUGCCGUAUUAAGAGGUUUAUCUCUCCAAAACCAUCCAGUGAUUAUAUGAAAUUCAAUCGUCUUGCGAGAAGUUCGAGUGAAAUUAAUAAAAAAAAGUUGUAAUGUAAAAUUA